Messenger RNA from Rangifer tarandus platyrhynchus (Svalbard reindeer), 2007 nucleotides. The record is from the annotation of a GenBank genome assembly. NCBI's taxonomy places the organism in Eukaryota, Metazoa, Chordata, Mammalia, Artiodactyla, Cervidae.
AUGGGGAGCCCCAGACUGGCAGCCCUGCUCCUGCCUCUCCUCCAGCUGCUCACUGGCCUGUCUGCCUCCGCUGGGAUUGGCUGCCCCCUCCUUCCCCGCUGGAGAACCCGCGGUCUGCUGGCCUCCCGCAUGGAUGGCAGUUUCACUGGAAGGUCUGCCCAGACUCCUCACCACACCCAGCCGGCCCCUCCCCUCCCCCCCAAGCCUCGACGCGCCUGGUGGUGCCACUGUCCCCACUGCUGGUGCCUGCAUCUGGUGUCAGGCCCCUCGGGUCUUCAGUGGGGUUGGCUCCACCUCCUAGUGCAGAAAUCCAAAAAGUCUUACAAGUUCUGGUUCUGUAGGAGACACAGGAUGCCAGCGUCUGCUCAGGGGAGGUUGCUGAGCAGCUGCUGCCUGUCUGAGAAGGGCCUUCACAACUCCAGCCCCGCCCCAGACACCUCCCACAAGGGACUGCGCUCCAAAAGAACCCAGCCUGUGGAUCCAGGGGCAGGGGAAGGUCUCUCCAGAUCUAACUCACAGAAGCUUGGAGGACCUGAGUUCUCCUUUGACUUGCUGCCUGAGACAAGGGCUAUUCAAGUGACCAUUCCUCCAGGCCCAGAGGUCAGUGUGCGUCUUUGCCACCAGUGGGCACUGGAGUGUGAGGACCUGAGCCAUCCCUUCGAUGCCCAGAAAAUUGUGCCUGGGGGCCGCACUGUGGACUUGCCUUAUGAAUUCCUUCUGCCCUGUCUGUGCGUCGAGGCAUCCUACCUGCAAGAGGACACUGUGAGGCGCAAACAAUGUCCCUUCCAGGGCCAGCCUGAAGCCUAUGACUCAGACUUCUGGGAGUCAAUGAACUUCACUGACCACAGCCAGCAUAAUCAGAUGGUCAUGGCCGUGACACUCCGCUGCCCACUGAAGCUGGAGGCCUCCCUGUGCCAGAGGCGGGGCUGGCCCACCCUCUGCGAAGACCUCCCCAAUGCCACGGCUCGAGAGUCAGAGGGGUGGUAUGUCGUGGAGAAAGUGGACUUGCAUCCCCAGCUCUGCUUCAAGUUCUCUUUUGGAAACAGCAACCACAUUGAAUGCCCCCACCGGACAUUCGCAGCCCCGUCCUGGAAUGUGAGCAUGGAUACACAGGCCCAGCAGGUGGUCCUCCACUUCUCUUCAAGGACGCAUGUCACCUUCAGUGCUGCCUGGAGCCACCCAGGCUUGGGGCAGGACAGCGUGGUGCCCCCUGUGUACAGCGUCAGCCAGACUCAGGGCUCAACCCCAGUGACCCUAGACCUCAUCCUUCCCUUCCUGAGGCCAGGAGGCUGUGUCCUGGUGUGGAGGUCAGAUGUCCAGUUUGCCUGGAAGCGACUCUUGUGUCCAGAUGCCUCUCACAGACGCCUGGGGCUCCUGAUCCUGGCGCUGCUGGCCUUCACCACCCUACUGGGAGUUGUUUUGGUUCUCACGUGCCGGCGCCCACUGUCAGGCCCGGGCCGAGCGCGGCCGGUGCUGCUGCUGCACGUGGCGGAGUCUGAAGCGCAGCGGCGCCUGGUGGGAGCACUUGCUGAACUGCUGCGGGCCGCGCUGGGCGGCGGGCGCGACGUGAUCGUGGACCUUUGGGAGGGCACACAGGUGGCGCGCGUGGGCCCCCUGCCGUGGCUCUGGGCGGCGCGGGCGCGUGUGGCGCGGGAGCGGGGCGCCGUGGUUCUUCUGUGGAGCAGCGCCGGCCCCAGCCCCACGGGCGGCCCGGAUCCUCGCGCUGUGCCCCUGCGCGCCCUGCUCCGCGCCACCCCGCGCCCGCUGCUGUUGCUGGUUUACUUUAGUCGUCUCUGCGCCAAGGGCGACAUUCCCCCGCCCCUGCGCACCCUGCCCCGCUACCGCCUGCUGCACGACCUGCCGCGCCUGCUUCGCGCCCUGGACGCUCGGACCUCUACUGAAGCCACCACCCGGGGCCGCUUCGUCGCCCAGCCGCGCCUGCGGGGUCGCGUGGAGCUGUGCCGCAGGCUGGAACUGGAGGCCGCCAAACUUGCUGACCAAGGCUGA